Messenger RNA from Hevea brasiliensis (rubber tree), 1703 nucleotides. RefSeq names its product UDP-glycosyltransferase 88A1-like. Gene Ontology annotation, molecular function: UDP-glycosyltransferase activity. Bases 172 to 1590 code for a protein of 472 amino acids. The transcript has a single exon. The record is from RefSeq and is a predicted model, not a curated record. Lineage: Eukaryota; Viridiplantae; Streptophyta; Magnoliopsida; Malpighiales; Euphorbiaceae.
AAAAUGUGAUUUUCUAAAUUUUUAUUAUGAUUGACAUAAAUUUAAAAGGUUUUCCAUAUAAUAUAUUAUCAAUAAUUUCACCCCUCUGUCUGCACAUAUAAAUACUUCUCUAUCCCUCCACAUAUAAAUCCUCCUCUAUCCCAAACACACAAACUCUGCAGGUGUGCAGCUAUGGAUGAUGCUGUAGUUCUGUUCCCAUCACCGCCUAUAGGCCACUUGAUAUCUAUGGUGGAGCUUGGAAAGCUUAUCCUCACCUUCCAACCUUCCCUUUCCAUUCACAUACUCAUUAUCUCUGCCCCUUACAGUGCUGGCUCCACUGCCUCCUACAUUGCUGAUGUCGCUACCACCAUUCCCUCAAUCUGCUUCCACCAUCUCCCCACUAUCACCCUCCCUUCCACCACCACCACCAGCAGCAGACACCAUGAAACUCUCACUUUUGAGGUACUCCGUCUCAGCAAUCCUAAUGUCCACCAAGCUCUUCUUUCCAUCUCCAAAACCCACAAAAUUAAAGCCUUCAUUGUGGACUUCUUCUGUUAUGCUUCUCUUUCUGUUGCCUUCCAACUUAACAUCCCUGGCUAUUUCUUCUUAACUUCUGGUGCUGGGUUUCUUGCUAUUUUCAUGCAUCUUCUGACCCUUCAUCAAAACACUACAAAAAGUUUCAAAGAUCUGAAUGCCUUUCUUCAUGUGCCGGGUGUGCCACCAAUAUUUUCCUCCGACAUGAUUUUGCCAGUACUUGAUCGCAACGACAAAGCCUAUGAAUACUUUCUAGACGUGGCUUCCUCCCUUUCAAAAUCAGCAGGAAUUAUAGUGAACACCUUUGAAUUGCUGGAGGCAAGAGCUCUCAAGGCAAUAUCAGAUGGACUCUGCAUACCCAAUAGUACCACACCACCUGUUUAUUGCAUCGGCCCAUUAAUUAUGACAAAAAAUCAAACAGAUGGUGUGACAGAGUGUUUAACCUGGCUUGAUUCGCAGCCGAGUCAAAGUGUUAUCUUUCUGUGUUUUGGAAGCUUGGGGCUGUUCUCAAAGGAACAGUUAAGAGAAAUAGCUAUUGGGUUGGAGAGAAGUGGCCAAAGAUUCUUGUGGGUAGUGCGUAAUCCACCUUCUAAUAGUCAAAGGUUAGCCAUCUCAGCUCAGCCAGACCCAGAUUUGAACUCAUUGCUUCCUGAUGGUUUCUUGGAUCGUACCAAGGAAAGGGGACUUGUGGUGAAGUUAUGGGCUCCCCAGGUAGCAGUAUUGAAUCAUAACUCGGUUGGUGGGUUUGUGACUCACUGUGGGUGGAACUCGGUGCUUGAAGCCGUGUGUGCUGGAGUUCCAAUGGUGGCGUGGCCACUGUACGCAGAGCAAAGGAUCAACAGGGUAUUGUUGGUGGAAGAAAUGAAAAUUGCUUUGCCGAUGAAAGAGUCAGAGAACGGGUUUGUAACUGCGUUGGAGGUGGAGAAGCGAGUUAUUGAGCUGAUGGAGUCGGAAUCGGGUAAAUCGGUUAGGAAGCGAACAAUUGCUAUGAAAAACGCAGCGAAGGAGGCACUGAGUGAGGGUGGUUCCUCCUUUGUUGGAUUGUCCAGACUGGCCGAGUCAUGGAAUCGUCAAUGAGUUGAAUCCGGCCAGUUUCUCUAUUCACUUGAGUAAUAGUUUAUGAGUUGAAUAAGUCAGGCUUUCUGUAACGUGUUGAAUCGUUAAUAAUUGCUAGUUGUUUCGUGCUGUAA